AUGGGCAAGUGGCGUUAUGGCGUCGUCCUAGACGCUGGAUCGUCUGGGACUCGUGUACACGUUUAUCGUUGGUUGCGCAAUGCGGUGGCUCGCCAGAAGGCCGACGCAAAUGACUUGAGAUCGCUCCCCGAGAUCAAAACCAAGGAGGAAUGGGUGAAGAAGAUCCAUCCCGGUGUUUCUUCUUUUGCCAAUCGACCCGAGUCUGUCGGAACUGAGCAUCUGGCGGAGCUUCUGGAGCAUGCGAAAAGCAUUGUUCCCCAGGAGGAUGCCAGAGAUACCCCGAUUUUCCUACUUGCGACGGCCGGCAUGCGAUUGCUUGGAAACCUUGAGCGACAGCUUCUCCUUGAUCAAAUCUGCAGCUAUGCUCGUGCCAAUACCGACUUUCUACUCCCCGACUGUGGUGUUCAUAUCCAGGUCAUCCCGGGCGUGACGGAGGGACUGUAUGGAUGGAUCGCAACAAACUAUCUGAUGGAAGCUUUCGACGCGCCUGAGAAACACGACCAUGGAAAAGGACAUUAUACAUAUGGAUUCUUGGAUAUGGGUGGUGCUUCAGCGCAGAUUGCAUUUGCGCCGAACGCUACGGAGACGGAGAAGCACGCCAACGACCUCACUCUUCUACGCCUCCGGAAUAUUGACGGUUCGGUUCAAGAACAUCGAGUGUUUGUCACCUCGUGGUUAGAGUUUGGUGUGCACGAAGCUCGGCGUCGGUACGUGGAGGCGUUGCAGGCCGCAGCGGGUCCCGAGGCCCAGGAGUUGCCAGACCCCUGUCUGCCAGAGGGGUUACGCACCACGUUGGACGGCAAGGAUGCUGUGCCCACCAACGCUGCGGGACCUUCUCUGCUCGGUACGGGCAGAUUCGACGAGUGCCUGCGACAGACUUACCCUCUACUGGACAAGGAUGCACCUUGCUCGGAUCACCCGUGUCUUCUCCAUGGUAUUCACGUCCCGGCUAUUGACUUCGACGUGAAUCAUUUCAUCGGCAUCAGUGAAUACUGGCACACAACUCAUGAGAUCUUCGAAAUGGGAUACAAGGACAAGGCCUAUGACUUCAACACAUACCAGGAGCGUGUCAAGACCUUCUGUUCGCAGGAUUGGGCGUCGAUCGAAGACGGCAUCCAGGAACACAAGUGGGGAAAGAAGGUGGACCAACAAAAGGCCAACGAGGUUUGCUUCAAGGCAUCGUGGAUCAUCAAUAUGUUGCACGAUGGCAUCGGAGUGCCUCGGGUCGGUCUUGAAGAUACAUCUGGCUCGCUUCAUAAUGGAACUAAGGAGGUCCUGGCUCACACCAAAAAGAAAGGGUAUUUGGAUGCCUUCCAGGCUGUAAACAAGAUCGACUCGACCGAGGUGAGCUGGACGUUGGGCAAGAUUGUUCUCUACGCAUCUUCGCAAGUACCGGCCCAAGUCGAGGAGGCCGCUCUCCCCGUUGGAUUUGGCAGCAAUGUUCCUGGGAUCCCUCCCGAUUUCCAGUACCCCAGCGUGGAAUUGCUUCCCGAUUCCGAGGGAUUCCACAGUGAACACUGGCAUGACGCGCUGUUUGAUGGAGACUCCCCCGCCGUAUUCCGGGCAUUCUGUUUGGCUGGCUUCUUCCUAUGCGGCCGCAGCCGCCGGUCACGCAUCUACCUGAAGAUCAACAAUUUGCUCCGUCCAUCCCAUCCUAAUCACCCGAAAAAACGAAAGGGAUUCGGGGCGAUGCUGCCAUUCCUGAACCGAAAUGGUGUUGCCUACGAGCGUGUCAUGGAAGAAGGCGCGCAAGAUUUUGAACUUGGCGUGACCGACUCCGACGGCAGUGAUGCGGAUCCCGGCCGGGCCUCCGAGGGUGAUUCCAUUGGCAUGCGCCCACCGAAGCGAGCGUCCAGCUGGGGUAGCAGCAGCAACCCGCCCGGCUUGAAAUAUACACUUGACAACACCUCAUCUGGCACCAUUGGUUUGGGGAUCAGCGGUGGCUCGGGGAUUGCCAUGGAUCGGGCAGGCUUGGUGGUUAGGACGGAAAGCCGAGAUCACUUGGCUCCUAUCGCUCUCGGUCCUACCACUAAUGGCCGUCGAUCAAGAGCUACCAGUCCUACACGGUCUCACCAUCAAAAAUCCCCCAGCAUGACUCCCCUUGCCGAUGAUUAA
Penicillium daleae is the source of this 2115-nucleotide messenger RNA. Its product is annotated as putative nucleoside diphosphatase (Ynd1). Gene Ontology annotation, biological process: nucleoside diphosphate catabolic process. Gene Ontology annotation, molecular function: nucleoside diphosphate phosphatase activity. The transcript is spliced from 5 exons. Lineage: Eukaryota; Fungi; Ascomycota; Eurotiomycetes; Eurotiales; Aspergillaceae. The record is from RefSeq and is a predicted model, not a curated record. The coding region runs from base 1 to 2115 and encodes 704 amino acids. Gene Ontology annotation, cellular component: membrane.